UUUGCCUUUUUCCAGAUGCUCAAAUUCUUACCUGAAAAAUUUGCUUUACUAGCUGGAAAGGAACUUAAUCUUCAGUACCUUGGAAAUAAUCUAAAAUUUCGUUAUCAAAAGUUCAUGUCCGGAGCGAUGCGUGACAUAAGACUUCAGUUUAUGUGUCCUACAAGUUCUCUACUAGGUUAUAUUGUUACUAAAAUGGAGGCGCGAUCAACAAUGCCCAUUUAUUCUAUGUUAAUUAGGAAUAUGAAUCUUCAUCCAGGCAGGUUUUUUUUAUUAUAUGACUAUAUUCUUGAAGUUGGUUUUGGUCGUGGCAAUGGUGUAGAUUUAAUAUUGGAGAGGAUCUUUCCUGGUAACGGACAAUAUUAUGGUAUUGAACUUUCUAAUUACAUGGCUGAUAUUACGUCAAGUGAAAUGUUGGACGAUACUACUCGUACCAAAGCAAUGUUUUCUCAGACUGGAAUGUUUAAUUUUUUGCCCUACAACACUGAUUUUUUUGACUCACUUUUCCAUAUUGAUGUUUUUUAUGCUUGGGACAACAAAUAUUUGAAAGAAAGCUGCGAUGAGUUUUAUCGUGUUUUAAAACCUGGUUGUCCUAUUUUUUGUGCUAUGGACAUGCAAAAGCUGCAUCGUUUGGCAAAGUAUCGUAUUUUAAGCAAAUUUGAUUAUGAUCCGCUGCGCUAUAUUGAAACACUUGAACAUUCUGGCUUUGGUUGCGUUAAGUUAGAUUAUAAAAGAAUUGACAAAAAUGGCAAUCCGAGUUCUACUACAGAUAGAAAAUCAAGAGAGAUUUUACUUAUUCAAGCAACAAAGCCUUCGAAGGAAAAAGAAGAAAUAUUACCAGAUAAAAUAUUGGAAGCUUUAGAAUCCGAAAUUAAAACUGAAUUAGAUGAAAAAAUUGCCAAAAGUAAUAUUUCUGGUCAAUCAAAAGACGUAUUAGAUCAGAGGAGAAAUUUAUUGUUAAAUUUAGACGAUGAAAUGCCUUCUUAA
Messenger RNA from Meloidogyne enterolobii, 984 nucleotides. The record is from the annotation of a GenBank genome assembly. NCBI's taxonomy places the organism in Eukaryota, Metazoa, Nematoda, Chromadorea, Rhabditida, Meloidogynidae.